This is a messenger RNA of Cynocephalus volans (Philippine flying lemur), 3777 nucleotides long. RefSeq names its product parvin alpha (gene PARVA). The transcript has 13 exons. The coding region runs from base 291 to 1469 and encodes 392 amino acids. Gene Ontology annotation, molecular function: actin binding. NCBI's taxonomy places the organism in Eukaryota, Metazoa, Chordata, Mammalia, Dermoptera, Cynocephalidae. Gene Ontology annotation, cellular component: cytoplasm; focal adhesion; actin cytoskeleton. The record is from RefSeq and is a predicted model, not a curated record. Gene Ontology annotation, biological process: actin cytoskeleton organization; cilium assembly; establishment or maintenance of cell polarity.
CACACCCGCGAGUCCUGCCAGGGUCAGACGCGGAGCACCCUCCCUGCUCCGGGCAGCCGGGGGCGCGGGCCGGGCCGGGGCGCAGGCCGAGCGCGCAGCUCCUUCCAGGGCGGAGGGCGGCGCGAGGGAGGGAGCGAGGGAAGGGAAAGGCGAGAGCGAGCUGCCUCGAAUGCUUGGAAUAAUUCCGCUUCCGUUUGGAAAGCCGCAGCCUCAGUCCCGCCGCCGUCCGCCGCGUCCGCCCAGCGCCCGCUCCGCUUACCGGCCGGCCCGCGGCUGCCCGCUCCGCCGCCAUGGCCACCUCCCCGCAGAAGUCGCCCUCUGUCCCCAAGUCCCCCACUCCCAAGUCGCCCCCGUCCCGCAAGAAAGAUGACUCCUUCCUGGGGAAACUCGGAGGGACCCUGGCCCGGAGGAAGAAAGCCAAGGAGGAGAUCCAAUCCCCUGUCACCGGUCCAUCAAAACGUGACCAAGCUCUCCCUUCUCUUUCAGUAUCAGAGCUUCAGGAGGAGGGAAUGAACGCCAUCAACCUGCCCCUCAGCCCGAUCCCCUUCGAGCUGGACCCUGAGGACACCAUGCUGGAGGAGAACGAGGUACGAACGAUGGUGGAUCCAAACUCACGCAGUGACCCCAAACUUCAAGAACUGAUGAAGGUAUUAAUUGACUGGAUUAAUGACGUAUUGGUUGGAGAAAGAAUCAUUGUGAAAGACCUGGCUGAAGAUUUAUAUGAUGGACAAGUCCUGCAGAAGCUUUUUGAGAAACUUGAGAGUGAGAAGCUAAAUGUUGCUGAGGUCACCCAGUCAGAGAUUGCUCAGAAGCAAAAGCUGCAGACUGUCCUGGAGAAGAUCAACGAAACGCUGAAACUUCCUCCCAGGAGCAUCAAGUGGAAUGUGGACUCUGUUCAUGCCAAGAGCCUGGUGGCCAUCUUGCAUCUGCUGGUUGCUCUGUCUCAGUAUUUCCGGGCACCAAUCCGACUCCCAGACCAUGUUUCCAUCCAAGUGGUUGUGGUCCAGAAACGAGAAGGAAUCCUCCAGUCUCGGCAAAUCCAAGAGGAAAUAACUGGUAACACAGAGGCUCUUUCUGGAAGGCAUGAACGUGAUGCCUUCGACACCUUGUUCGACCAUGCACCAGACAAGCUCAACGUGGUGAAAAAGACACUCAUCACUUUUGUGAACAAGCAUUUGAAUAAACUGAACCUGGAGGUCACAGAACUAGAAACCCAGUUCGCAGAUGGAGUGUACCUGGUGCUGCUCAUGGGGCUCCUGGAGGGAUACUUUGUGCCCCUGCACAGCUUCUUCCUGACCCCAGACAGCUUUGAACAGAAGGUCUUGAACGUCUCCUUUGCCUUUGAACUCAUGCAAGACGGAGGAUUGGAAAAGCCAAAACCACGGCCAGAAGACAUUGUCAACUGUGACCUAAAAUCCACACUGCGAGUGCUAUACAACCUCUUCACCAAGUACCGGAAUGUGGAGUGAGGGGCCACCCUGGGUCCCCACUGCCCAGAAGUUUCCAAAUCAUCUUAACCUGCUUAUUUCUAUCUCUUGCUCUGUGCUGUCCCACAGGUCCAGCCACAACCCAGAGAUAGUGGGAACUGAAAUUAGGAAGGAAGUGACCAAUAACUCCGUGGGCUGACCCAUACCUCCCAGGCCCUGGGACCAACCAGCAAUGACCUGGGAAGGUUGUCCCCAUGCUGGCGUCUGGUCCAGAUUCCCCACAGUGUGGCUUGGGAUCCAGCUUAGUCAAAAGAGAGUCCCCAGGAGAUGAAAAUGAAGAUCCUAGUGACCACUUAAUGUCACAGUAAACUGUGCUGGCACCACCCUAAGGGCUCUGCUAUACUCAAGCCCAUUAAUUCUCAUGACUCCCAUUGAAGUGGGCAUUAUAAUCCCCUUUUACAGAUGAGGAAAUUGAGGCUCAGAGGUUAAGUGACUUGCCAGAAAUUGGCAUCUGGUCUUUCUCUUUGAACAACAUAUUAUUAGCCGAUUACAUCACCUUCUCUUCACUUUCUGAAGUUGUGCAUGUGUAUAUGCACAUGCACACACAGGUACACGUGUACAUCUGAGUCAAAAAAGACAGGAACCUACUGACCUCACUGCUAGGGCAGGCUACAUCGGGGCUUAGUGAUUCAUUCUGAAAUUGGCAAAUCGAAUUUAACCCAAUUAAUAGUGUGUGUGUGGCAGGAGUCAUGUCCCUCAAAUCCUUUGCACAAAUGAAAAUUACUCUUAAUUCCUUCAGAUUUAUAAUAACCUCGUACUCUGGUUUCAGGGCGACAUUUGGGAAGGAUUCUGUUUAGAAUUAAUGGAGAGGCACAUUUUGCAGCCUUUUUGCUUGAUUGCAUGUAAUGGAAAUGCCCUAUAUUUCCUGCAAAAUAAGUACUCAAUUCAUUAUCAUUAGGCAAAUGUACAAUAUACUCAGGCACUGCAGAGAGCUGGGCACAGGUCCCUAUGAACAUCAUUUGGGAAGUAGGACUCUUCAGCAGGGACCCUUGAACUUUAAAGAAAGGAACUCCUCUUUGCCUUCUAAUUGAUCAUUUAGACCAUUCUGGCUAAAUCUACCCACAUGCAAUUAGCAGCUAAUUCAGGCAAGGAAAAAUGUAAGUCAUUUAGACCAAAGCCGAGCAGUUUCCUUGUGUGGGUUACUGAAGAGCUUGUGGUUACUUGUAUCUCCUCUAAUGUGAACCAACUUUGAAAUGCAGACCUCUAGUUGUGCCAGGCUGCCAGGUCCUGGAGGAAUAGGAAAGGAGCUGAUGGGGGUGGGCAGUGACUAGGGGACGAGAAGCAUGGGGAAAAUAUUUGCACAUUACCAUAUAGGAGCAUACCUUCAGAGACAGUGGUGGGGCUGUGGUACUUAACACUUGUACCCUGAAAUUGACCAAGGCCUUGGGAUAAAUAAUCGUUUGUGCUGAUAUUAUAUCUUCCUUAUGGAAUUUUCACAAAUGUUAGAUACCAGCCUGUGUUCCUUUUUCCAGAAGUCUGUGACUACCUUGACACUACUUUAGGCCACUGCACAAAACCCACCUCUAGUUUGAGGAAUUCAUGUUGAUCUGUACCACACCACCCAAAGUUAGGCCUCCCAUACUGUCUAAAACAUUCCUUUCAGCCUUUUCAUCAUUUCUUACUAUAUUGUCUGUCUGCAGUAACUCAGAACCCUAAGGUUUAGACAUACUACAUAAUUCUUUGGGUAUUUUGCUCUAAGAAAGAAUAAUGAACAUUUUAAGAUAUAAAAGCAGUCUACUGUCUUGUGUCAAUUGAUGUGAAAGAAUACAAUUCUUUUUUAUGUAAUUAGUGAAAUAUUUUUCACUAGGAAACACUAAAGAGUGUCAUGUUUCUGUUGCUCUCUUUUAAAUUCCUGGUAGCAAAUCAAGAUAAAUAAUUGCUUUGUCUCUGAAUGAUACUAAAGCAGGAUGAAAUAAGAGAGAUGCAUUCAUGUAAACAUGCUUUGCUGUACAAAUUUUGUCUUUUUCUUUUCUUUCCCAUGUAUUGAAGCUGCAAAUGUACAAGUGCCCUUAUUAAGAGCACUCCUUUGUACAUUUUACAUAUACAUAGUAUGAAAACACAUCAGACGGAACACUUGAAAAGUUUUAAAUAGGUCUGAUUAUCAGAAAAUUGUAUUUCAGGACUGAGGUCUUUGCCUCAGCCCAGAAUCCCAGGGCCUGGGCCUGCUUUUAUUACCCUGUCUUAUUCAAGUGUCUUCCUUUAGAUUCUGGAAUCUCCUACUUAAUAUUGACCAUGGUUUUGAAGGGGGGAAGAGGCAUCAGAACAAUAAAUAAAUCAAACUUAACCCUUA